GAGAGCGAGAGCGCUCCUCCUCCUCCUCCUCCUCCGUCUCUUCCCCUCAUCCCGAAAAGCUAAGACGAUCUUCACGGCGGAGUCCUCUCAUCAUAUCUCCUCUUGCAUAAUGGAAACUGAAUUAAAACAGCUGUGACACGCUCUCAGAAAUAACCAAACCUACGACUUGUAACUAAACUGCUCUGGAAGAAGGUCGUGUUUCUUUGGAUGGAGAAUUUUUGAAUCGAUGGUGAAUGAGCUGAAUUCAAGCUGGUUGUGAAGGUGCUGGACUUGUUCCCCCCUAAGCCCCAAGCCGGACACAGCAUGGCGGGAGGAGUAGCGGCAUGGCUUCCCUUUGCCAGGGCGGCAGCAAUCGGCUGGAUGCCAGUUGCCAAUUUGCCCAUGCCAGUGGCACCAACUGAGAAGAACAAGCGGCAGGAUGAGCUAAUCAUCCUUAAUGUCAGUGGACGGCGCUUCGAGACCUGGAGGAACACGCUGGACCGCUAUCCAGACACCCUGCUGGGGAGCUCAGAGAAGGAGUUCUUCUACAACGAGGAGACUAAAGAGUACUUCUUUGACCGGGACCCUGAUGUGUUCCGCAGUGUGCUCAACUUCUACCGCACAGGCAAGCUCCACUUUCCACGCUAUGAGUGCAUCUCCUCCUAUGAUGAGGAGCUGGCUUUCUUUGGCAUCAUCUCAGAGAUCAUCGGUGACUGCUGCUACGAAGAGUACAAGGAUAGGAAGAGGGAGAAUGCAGAGCGUCUGAUGGAUGACCAGGAGGACAACAAGGACGCUAAGCUUCCCAACAUGACCUUCAGGGAGACCAUGUGGCGGGCGUUUGAGAACCCCCACACUUCCACCAUGGCUCUUGUCUUCUACUAUGUCACCGGCUUCUUCAUUGCUAUCUCUGUCAUCACUAAUGUCGUGGAGACGGUGCCCUGCGGCUCGUCGCCCAAUCAGAAGGAAGUGCCAUGUGGCGAGCGCUACACUGUGGCCUUUUUCUGCAUGGACACGGCCUGCGUCAUGAUCUUCACCGUGGAGUACCUGAUGCGCUUGUAUGCCGCGCCAAACCGCUACCGCUUCAUGAGGUCCGUCAUGAGCAUCAUUGAUGUGGUGGCCAUCUUGCCCUACUACAUUGGCCUGGUGAUGACUGACAACGAAGACGUGAGUGGCGCUUUUGUGACACUCCGUGUUUUCCGCGUGUUCCGCAUCUUUAAGUUCUCCCGUCACUCGCAGGGCCUGCGCAUCCUAGGAUACACGUUGAAGAGCUGUGCCUCGGAGCUGGGCUUUCUGCUUUUCUCCCUCACUAUGGCCAUAAUUAUCUUUGCUACCGUCAUGUUCUACGCAGAGAAGGGUUCAAGCUCCAGCAAAUUCACCAGCAUCCCAGCCUCCUUCUGGUACACCAUCGUUACUAUGACAACGCUCGGGUACGGAGACAUGGUUCCGAAGACGAUUGCAGGAAAGAUCUUUGGCUCAAUCUGCUCUCUGAGUGGGGUACUGGUAAUUGCCUUGCCUGUCCCUGUCAUCGUGUCCAACUUUAGCCGCAUUUAUCACCAGAACCAGAGAGCAGACAAGCGGCGGGCGCAGAAGGUACAGAAAGCCCGCUUGGCUAGGAUACGAAUAGCCAAGACAGGAACCUCCAAUGCCUUCCUCCACAGCAAGCGCAAUGGCCUUUUCAAUGAAGCUCUGGAGUUCACGCAACUUCCAUACAAGAUGAACCUUUCAGAUCAGAGUUCCACUGAGGAGGAGCAGCGAUUAAAGUCCACCUCUCUACUAGAGAGCCAGCACCACCACCUGCUGCACUGUCUGGAGAAAACCACUAACCAUGAGUUUGUGGACGAGCAGUAUUACCAGCAGAGCUACCUGGAAGCGGGGCUGCAGAAUUACUCGUCUCGAAGCCCUUCCCUGUCCAGCCAAGAUGGCGUGACGGGCACGUGCUGCACCCGCCGAAGCAAGAAGCACCACACCCCUUUACCGAAUGCCAGUGCCCCCGCACACCUGCAGCCUUUGACACACACGCACACACAUCAUCAAGGCUUGCAGGAGCUCAGCACCAUCCACAUCCAUCCCCUCAGCACCAGCCGCUCCAGUCUGAACAUGCGUGUAGACGGUCCAGCAUCCCUGAACUGCCAGAGCAACCAGAUCACCACAGCAAUCAUCAGCAUUCCAACACCGCCAGUGACGACUCCUGAUGGCGAUCUGUCCCACCAGAACGUUGUGAAGGUGUCCGCACUGUGAAGACUAGAGUGCAAGCGCAUCACACAGAAAGACAGACAAAGACUCAUCGAGACAGACUGAGGGACAGAGGAGGACUGGGAAUGAUGGAGGAGAAGGCAUUCAAAGUCCUUGUUUGGCCGUGGUGGAGCCUGCCCUCUGCUGGUCAUGUACUGUAACGACAUGGACUCCCUGUACAGACAGAAGGAUGGCUUUUAGAUACAGUGUAUUCAUGUUAGCGGUUGGCACGCAUGUGUGCGUGUAUGUGAGCGCGUGUGUGUGUGGGUGAAAAAGUGGAGAAUAUGUGUUGGGAGUCGUUUUGGAUGAGGAGGCGUGUGAGAAUGUGCCUCCCAAGUGUCAGAGAUGAGGAAGUCAUGUGUCUCUGUGCACAACGCACCUUUUUAUGAUUUCCGCUUCAGUUUGACUCUCAUCAUCUAUUUUUAGCAGGA
Cottoperca gobio is the source of this 2642-nucleotide messenger RNA. Its product is annotated as potassium voltage-gated channel subfamily D member 3-like. The record is from RefSeq and is a predicted model, not a curated record. The transcript has 9 exons. Gene Ontology annotation, molecular function: A-type (transient outward) potassium channel activity; protein binding. Gene Ontology annotation, biological process: potassium ion export across plasma membrane; action potential; protein homooligomerization. Bases 304 to 2217 code for a protein of 637 amino acids. Lineage: Eukaryota; Metazoa; Chordata; Actinopteri; Perciformes; Bovichtidae. Gene Ontology annotation, cellular component: neuronal cell body; postsynaptic membrane; dendritic spine.